UAAAUCAGCACCCAUCAAUUUCACAAGUGUUGACCCACAAUUGCCAAUUUCCCUGAAUUUCCAAAAUCUCUCUCCUCUUUUGGAGUUUCUGUGACCCGAAAAUGGCGGUUUGGAGGACCAAAACAUUCUUACUCUUAAUCCUCUUUCUUUCAGCCUCUUUCACUUUGGAUCUAUGUAAUGGCCAACAAACCCCUGCUUCUACCCAUUCAUGCUCCCAUGGUCAUCAUCAUCAUCAUGACCAUGAAACCCCCCAUCAUCAUCAUCAUCAUGGAAAUCAAGAUGAUGAUGUUAAUCAAUCAGCUAACAAAAGAAAGCUUCUUCCUGAAGAAUUAGCUGAGGAAGAAGACCUGAAAUUGUAUGGAUUUGCAUCAGAAAACCACCAUCAUCACCACCAUGGGGAGCACCUUGGUGGGUCCCACUCACAGCUAUCUGGCAUUGGGCUUUGGAUUCAUGCAAUGGGGUGUUCUUUGCUGGUGAGCUUGGCUUCUCUUAUCUGCCUGAUUAUUGUUCCAGUUUUAUGCGCACAUGGAAAACCAUCUAAGGCGGUUGUUGAUGCGUUGGCGCUAUUUGGGGCAGGAGCUAUGCUGGGUGAUGCUUUUUUGCAUCAAUUACCUCAUGCAUUCAGUGGUGGGCACUCUCAUGUGCAUGAUCAUCAUGAUCAUUCUGAAGAUUCACAUUCUCAUGCUCAUUCUCUGAAAGAUCUCUCCAUUGGAUUGUCAGUCCUAACUGGCAUUGUAGUUUUUCUUAUCGUGGAGAAGAUUGUUCGAUUUGUUGAAGAUUUUUCUGGAGGUGAACAUUCAGGAACUCAUGGUCACCAUCACCACCACCAUCGUAAUAGUAAAGAAAAGAAGGAUGAUAAUGUUGAUGAGAAAUCAUCACAGAAGGCAUCUAAAGAGAAAGUAGUGGAUGGAGCUGGUGAUGCCACUUCAAACGCCAAGCAAGUUGCUGAGCCUCAAUCUGAAUUGAGAAAGAGAAACAAAAAAGGCAAAGCUAGUGAAAACAAGUCAGAUAUCGAUGUUGCUGAUGGAGGCGAGGUUGAAGCCAAGCCUACGGAACAACCAUCAAACCUGGUUUUUGGUUAUCUCAAUCUGUUCUCAGAUGGUGUGCACAAUUUUACUGAUGGCAUGGCUUUAGGAAGUGCAUUCUUGCUUCAUGGAUCUGUUGGUGGAUGGUCGAGAACUGUAUUCUUGCUCGCCCACGAGCUCCCUCAAGAGGUUGGCGAUUUUGGAAUCUUGGUGCGAUCAGGAUUCACUGUGUCAAAGGCUUUGUUCUUCAACUUCCUAUCUGCACUCGUAGCGUUAGCAGGAACAGCACUUGCUUUGCUUCUCGGCCAGGAUCCAGGACAGUCAUCUCUCAUUGAGGGUUUCACAGCUGGUGGAUUUAUCUAUAUAUCGGUUGCAGGGGUCUUAGCAGAGAUGAACAACAAUGGUAGCCCUAGUGUAAAAAGUAGUGUAAGUCAAUUGAUUUCACUCAUAUUGGGAAUGGCUGUUGCCCUUUGGAUAUCUCUUGUAGAAUGAAAACCCUGAGGAAAAAUAAUUCUUCCUUACCAUUUUUUUUAGGUUGAUUAAAUUUUGGAGAUUUGGAUAUUAGGAGUAACAAAUCACAAAUUAAGUGGGUUUGUUUAACGAUUAUAUAGUUGUUACUACAAUUAAUUUCAAAGGUAAAAUUUGACUUUAGGUUUUUAUA
Molecule: messenger RNA, 1686 nt
Organism: Beta vulgaris subsp. vulgaris (sugar beet)
Lineage: Eukaryota; Viridiplantae; Streptophyta; Magnoliopsida; Caryophyllales; Amaranthaceae
Product: IAA-alanine resistance protein 1
Exons: 11
Coding region: 102-1517 (471 amino acids)
Biological process (GO): intracellular zinc ion homeostasis; zinc ion transmembrane transport
Cellular component (GO): membrane
Molecular function (GO): zinc ion transmembrane transporter activity
Source: RefSeq, a predicted model, not a curated record